AUGCCUCACAAUGGACUCACUCUGUUGUUCCUUGGUCAAACGGGUGCUGGGAAAAGUGAAACUGGAAACACCAUAUUGGGACGCCGAGCUUUUCGAGCACAUAGUGGAAUCACAACAUAUGAUGAGGUCCGCAUAGAAUCGUUUGAAUACAACGGACUUCAGUUGAAGUUAGUAGAUGGCCCGGGUUUUGAUAUGGAUAGAGUCCUUUUUCAACGGUUUAUUUCAAACAUUGGUGCAACUCUCGGUCAUGGAGUUGAUGUCUUUAUAGUUGUGUUAAAGUAUGGUAAUAGAUUUAAUAAGGAAAAUGCAGAUUGCGUUAUGUUAUUAAAAAAAAACUUUGGCUCGGACUUUUAUAGAAACUUUUGUGUUGUUUUGUUCACCAAUGGUGAUAAAUAUGAAGAUGAUCAUGAAGAGUGUUACGAAAAAAGCGAAUUAUUUGGGGAAUAUUGUUCUAAAUUAAGUGGAGGUGACAAAAAAUUGGUGGAUGAAUGUGCUGGCGCCGUAUUAUUUAACAACAAGACUAAAGACGUCAAUGUAAAGGAAAGACAAAUGGAAAGUCUUUUGUAUUUAAUAGCUAAA
Lymnaea stagnalis (great pond snail) is the source of this 579-nucleotide messenger RNA. NCBI's taxonomy places the organism in Eukaryota, Metazoa, Mollusca, Gastropoda, Lymnaeidae. The record is from the annotation of a GenBank genome assembly.